AACAGCGUCAGAGCCUUGUUCAUUUAAAGAAGUGCAUAAUAUAUACGAAUCGUAAAGAUUACGAUGCAAAAGAGCCUUAUCACCAAGGGUAUAGUGUGUUCACGGGCCACGAGACCCGUUGGGAAGGUACCCCGGACUCCUCAGGACAAAUAUUUCACAGGGUGAAAAUACAAAGAAAGAAUGGCCGACCGUGCGGCAGCGUGGAGUUCUAUAUCGGCACCGAGGCAAUCCGAAACCACAAACUUAGGGGUGGUGGCCUGACUGGGGAUACCCGACUGCGUCUGCUUAUUCCUUUUAACAGUUGGGAUGUACUGGAAUUGAAAAUGUUGCAACCGUUGGAUGCUCUCUUUGUACAGAGCCAACAGCGUCAGAGCCUUGUUCUACAAUAAAAAGAAAAAAAGCAGACAGUUCUUCAUUUCAGCAUACACCAUGGAUCUCCAGACCAUCUACGAGGAAGCCACUACGUCAUGGGGGCCCGACACUAAAGACUCUAUGCCACGAAGCCCUACACUCUACGCACCCCUGGCAAGACCCGUGACACCCCCGACAUUUACCCAGCCUGAGGAUGUGUUUGAUGGGGUGGCCAGUACUGUUUUUGUGGAUACAAUCAAGGCCUCUGUAGCUACACUUUUAAACGUGGUGAUUGGCGAAUAUAUACGAGAAAAAUGCAUCGGCUGUGAGAUCAAUCAUCCCAGCCAGCGUCGUCAUCCUUGCCUCUACGACCCUCCUAGAUACUACUUUUUCAAUCAUUUUGAGGAGCUGGUGAAAAGACUGUGGUCCUGCCGUUUUAUACCAGCGCUGGUCAUCGCCCUGGAGUCUAUGGGUAUUGCGCCGUCUAUCCCUAGAGUUUACGGGGUAACCGAAGCCUUCCUACAUGAACUGAAGGAGGCCCUCUUCAUCCAUGAGAAACUCAAAGAAAUCCGACACACCCUGGUGGACGACAACAAAUACAGGGAAGCUGUGAUGGCUGAUGUGAUGCUUUUCUGGCUCAAUAAAUCCCAAGAGACCGAGUGACAUUUUGUUUAUUUAGAGCUAUGGGUAACUAUGUGUCUACGAUGUUUGAGCGAAUAAAUACAUUUUUUCUUUUGAGAGACCUUACAAAUGUUAUGCAUCAGAUUAUUGAAAAUAAAGUGAACAAUGUAAAGUUCUACACAAACCACAAUACAGGGGUUAUUGUAGAGCGUGUGUUAAAAAUGGAGCAAAUCAUGAAACAUGUCCGACAUACGGGCGAGAGUUUACAAUGGUCACAUAUGGUAUCAAGGCUUGUUGAGGAUUCUGAAGAACUAGAAAUAACUUUGGCUAAGAUUUUACAUUAUUUGUUUGAACCACCCUUUAAUGUGAAUGUGUAUCAUAUUUGUUGUUUAUAUACUUAUAUAUCAGACGUGUGUGUUUUAAAAAUUCAGCGAAACAAACCUGUAAAUCUAAACAAUAUAUACAGGGUGUUGCAUGCUGUGAUUGUUGAGAAAACGGGGACUUGUAUCUUGCAACAAAUCCUGAAUUGUCUGUAUACGUAAUAAUUGUUGCAUUCUUAAAAUAAAAAUUCACAAACUGAAA
This is a messenger RNA of Oncorhynchus kisutch (coho salmon), 1554 nucleotides long. RefSeq lists its product as uncharacterized. The coding region runs from base 340 to 1014 and encodes 224 amino acids. NCBI's taxonomy places the organism in Eukaryota, Metazoa, Chordata, Actinopteri, Salmoniformes, Salmonidae. The transcript has 3 exons. The record is from RefSeq and is a predicted model, not a curated record.